UUGGCUCAUUUAGAAAAUAAUAUAUACAUAUAUAUUUUAUAUUUAGCUCCUCUCUUACACAGUGUUUUAUACAAGUAAGUAAUCCAAAAUAAUAAAUAAAAAAUAAAAAAUAAAAUCAUUGGUGCUCUCCAAUGGCUACGUUACUUUCCCCUAUAUGCGCAGAAGCACUGAGCUUCCAAAACCCAUUAUUGAAUUCGGGCUCCAGAGCCCCAUGUCGGGUGUUGACUCGGCCCAGCAGUGCUCUGACUAUGACAGGUCAUGGCGGCAGGAGAAAAGGCUGUGGCCGAGUGAAGGUCGCGGCGGAUGAAUCUGCUUCGGUGGACGCAAUAGCUGAUGAUUAUUACGAGGUCUUAGGCCUGCUCCCAGAUGCCACACCAGCACAGAUAAAAAAGGCUUAUUAUAACUGCAUGAAAGCUUGUCAUCCGGAUUUGAGUGGCAAUGAUCAAGAGACCAAUAAUUUUUGCAUGUUUAUUAAUGAAGUCUAUGCGGUGCUCAGUGACCCCGUUCAACGCAUGAUAUAUGAUGAAAUUCAUGGCUAUGCAUUGACUGCGAUCAACCCAUUUUUUGAUGAUUCAAGCACAAAAGAUCAUGCCUUUGUUGACGAGUUUAGCUGCAUAGGUUGUAAAAACUGUGCUAAUGUUGCUCCGGAUGUAUUUGACAUAGAGGACGAUUUUGGAAGAGCUAGAGUAUACAACCAAUGUGGGAACGUAGAAUUAGUUCAGCAAGCGAUUGAGAGUUGCCCGGUUGAUUGCAUCCACUGGACUUCUGCUGCGCAGCUAUCACUGCUCGAAGAUGAAAUGCGUAGGGUAGAAAGAGUAAAUGUUGCAUUGAUGCUUUCAGGAAUGGGAUUAUCAUCAGUAGACGUCUUCAGAAUGGCAAGUUCUCGAUGGAAUAAGAGGCAAGCAAGAGUAUUGGAACAAGCUAAAAUAAGGAUGAUGCAGCAGAAAAACGGUAAUGACACCGAGUCAUACUGGAGUAAUCUUUGGGGAAACACAAAAGAUUACCAAAGUUCAGAAGAGGAACUGAAGGAAAGAUCGAAAAGAGCGGCUGCAGCCGCUCGGCGCUGGAGGGAGUACUCAAGGAAGGGUGCUGAUAAACGUCCAACAUUUAAACUUCCGGAGGCAAUGUCCAACAACGAAAAAAACUAACCAUUUAUUUAAUUGGGUUCCUUAGUAAGUAAUUAAAUUAUGAUUAUGCUAUAAUAAAACUGUAAUUGGAAUUGAUUAGUCUACAAAUUUUCACUGGAGACAAUCCUUAGCUCUACAUAUAAACCUCAGGUCUUGGUCUUGUACAAUUCAUUCUGAUCCGGGAUCUCUGUAAUUAUACAUAUGUAUAUAAACAAUAUUUAUAGAUUUGUAAAUUGCAUAAAUUUAAAUA
Cannabis sativa is the source of this 1377-nucleotide messenger RNA. RefSeq names its product chaperone protein dnaJ C76, chloroplastic. Lineage: Eukaryota; Viridiplantae; Streptophyta; Magnoliopsida; Rosales; Cannabaceae. The transcript has 9 exons. Gene Ontology annotation, molecular function: iron ion binding; electron transfer activity. Bases 132 to 1148 code for a protein of 338 amino acids. The record is from RefSeq and is a predicted model, not a curated record.